Molecule: messenger RNA, 405 nt
Organism: Lathyrus sativus (Indian pea)
Lineage: Eukaryota; Viridiplantae; Streptophyta; Magnoliopsida; Fabales; Fabaceae
Source: the annotation of a GenBank genome assembly
AUGGCAGUAGCGCGAGAAUUUUCCGCAGCGUUGUUCUCUUGCUCAAAGCCCCACGUUUCUCUUUUUCAACGUCUCUUCCUUCGUAGAAAGACUUCCAAGAUUUUUGUCAAAGGUUUAGCAUUUUCUACUACAAAAGAGAAAUUAGCUGAAGAUUUUUCUCAAUACGGAAACGUUCUCAAAGCUGAUAUAGUAUUGAAUAAAGCCAAGAAUAGGUCCAAAGGUUUUGGAUAUGUGACUUUUUCAGAGGAGGAAGAAGCCCGCAAAGCCCAGAUCGACAUGAAUGGAAAGAUAUUACACGGACGUGUCUUAUAUGUAGACAUGGAUCCACCUGACGAGCAGAAGAAAACCUACAUGCACGCAACUAAAAAUGAAAAUGCUAAUAAUGCUGAUGUGCAUAUGGAUUGA